This is a messenger RNA of Trichophyton rubrum CBS 118892, 1326 nucleotides long. RefSeq lists its product as uncharacterized. Gene Ontology annotation, molecular function: carbohydrate:proton symporter activity. Gene Ontology annotation, cellular component: membrane. The transcript has a single exon. The record is from RefSeq and is a predicted model, not a curated record. Bases 1 to 1326 code for a protein of 441 amino acids. Gene Ontology annotation, biological process: carbohydrate transport; transmembrane transport. NCBI's taxonomy places the organism in Eukaryota, Fungi, Ascomycota, Eurotiomycetes, Onygenales, Arthrodermataceae.
AUGCUCGGACGCCGCAAAUCCAUCAUUACGGGAGCUAUUAUCAUGGCCAUCGGUGCUAUCAUCCAGGUCACCAGCUUCGUUGGUCAUCAGCCAUACGCUCAGUUCAUUAUUGGUCGAAUCAUAACCGGAGUUGGAAAUGGAAUUAACACCUCCACCAUUCCAACAUAUCAGGCAGAAUGUUCUCAUACUUCAAACCGAGGCCUCCUGAUCUGUAUUGAAGGAGCAACGAUCGCAUUUGGUACUUUGAUUGCCUACUGGAUUGAUUAUGGAGCUUCCUAUGGCGCCGAUAGCUUCUCCUGGAGGUUCCCUAUCGCUUUCCAGAUUGCAUUUUCAAUCGUCAUGGUCACGGGUAUGAUUUGGCUCCCUGAGUCCCCACGAUGGCUGUGUAUGAGAGACCGCUCAGACGAGGGUGAAAAGGUCAUAGCUGCUCUCCACGGUGUCCCAAUUACCGAUCCCCUGGUCCAGGCUGAAAAGAACGCGGUUAUGGAAUCUAUCCGAGCUUCUGGUGAAGUUGGAAAGCCUACCCCGUUAUCCGUUGUUUUCACUGGUGGAAAGACUCAGCACCGUCGCCGUAUGUUCCUGGGUGUCUUCGGCCAGUUUGCCCAGCAGCUAUCUGGGUGCAACGCUAUUAUCUAUUUCUUCCCAGUUCUCUUCGAGAAGUCCAUUGGUGUGGAUCAUAACAUGGCAACUUUGCUUGGUGGUGUCAACAUGAUCGUGUAUUCCAUCUUCGCCACGACAUCUUGGUUCUUGAUCGAGCGAGCUGGACGUCGCAAGCUCUUCCUGUACGGAGCGGCCGGCCAAGCCAUCUCCAUGACGAUCACUUUCGCAUGUUUGAUCCCGAAUACUCCUGCUACCGCUAAGGGUGCUGCCGUCGGUCUGUUCACAUACAUCGCCAGUUUCGGCGCCACCUGGCUCCCACUGCCAUGGCUGUACGCUGCAGAGAUCUCUCCUAUUAAGACCCGUGCAAAGGCCAACGCCCUUUCGACCUGCUCCAACUGGUUGUUCAACUUCUUCAUUGUCAUGAUCACUCCCGUUAUGCUCGCAGGUAUUGGCUGGGGAACCUAUCUCUUCUUCGCCAUCAUUAACAUCUGCUUCCUUCCAAUAAUUUACUUUUUCUAUCCCGAAACCGCCAAACGAAGUCUUGAGGAGAUUGAUAUCAUCUUCGCGAAAGGAUAUUGCGAGAACAAGAGCUAUGUCCAGGCCGCUAGGGAACUUCCAUACCUUACCGAGGAGGAGAUCAGCCGAAUGGAUGCUGAGUACGGCCAUGGAAAGGCCUCUGAGACCGCAUCUCCAGUCAACGAGAAGGAGAGUGAUUUUGAACAGUAA